AAUGAUUACCAUCUCCAGAGGGUAAGGAAAGUUGCUGUUGUUGUAAACGAAGACAAAACUCAACAGAAACCCGCUGCUCAUCUGCAGAUGGACCCUGAUGCGCAGUAUGACAAAGAUAAAUAUAUCUCAGCUCUCCGGUGGAAAUCAAAUGGGAAGAGAUCGUUUGUGAAAGACGGACUCACUGUCGUUGAGGAAGGGAUUCGGGUGGAGAAAGAAGGGAACUAUUUCAUCUACAGCAAUGUCGUGUUUUCCGGUAACCAGACUAAGGAACUCGAUUUCGCCAGACUUUGUCAUUACCUGUACAAACGCGUCCCCACGACACGAAGGUCUAAAGUCCAACAGCUGUCGUCCAACCCCCAGUCGACGUGUAAAAUCAGACGAGGAAAGCCCGCCUUCGCGACAUCCUACAUUGGCGCUGUCUACCAUCUGGAGGCCGGGGCCAUGGUGAUGGUGAAGACGUCGUCGGUGGAUAGACUUGUCAAACAUCCACAGUCGACGUACUUCGGAAUUUACAUGAUUUGAUAGUUCCCGUGUGUUGAGACCGCUGGUGUUCGCUGUUCAUCUAAAGGUUGUUUUGUUUAUUUUGAAAUAUUUUAUUACUCAGAAAAUAAAGAGUCAAAAGGAUUGCACAACAGACAGAGCCUAUAUAAGUGCUCUCCUAAACAAGAUGUACAUCAGACAAUAAUCAAUAUACAUAAUAAUGUAUAUCAAACAUAAUAACAUACUUAACGUACUUAACAUAAUUAAUAUUUAUUAGGCUAAUAUAUAGGAAUAACAGGUAGAGUUUGUUUUGUUUAACGACACCACUAGAGCGCACUAGUGACUUAUCAUUGACUUAUAGGAUGUCAAAUGUCAUUUGGAAUCUUUUACUCGUAGUCUUAGAGAAGAAACAUGUUUCCAUCAGCAGAAGGUGAUCUUUUGUGUACAUUGUUCCCAGACAGGACAGCACAUACCACGGUCUUUGAUAUACCAGCCGUGGAAGUUAAACCGCCAGUGCAACAAUGAACACUGGUAGUAGCUGCAGUUUUCACCGUUAAUGGUCUUCUAAUAACCGAUAGUGUAACAAUUCGAACACAAAAGAGUCUGACAUUUAAUUGUUUUAAAUGGAGAAUUUUCUGCAUUGUUGUGGAGGGCUGAUAAUCAGCGGUAGAACGUUUGCCUGACGUGCAGUGUAAUUUCCCAUUCCAACCAAUCCCCACACAAUUGAUGUAUCAAAGGCAGCGAUAUGUGAUGUGAGUCUGUAGUGUGUCCAUGCCCGUAGGAACAGCUGUCCCCACCCCCAUCCCGGUUCCUGCGGGACUGAGUAUAUAUUAAAAUCCAUUGCUUCUACUCUGUAUGAGUAACCUGUGUGGUGACAGCGGGUGUCUUCUCUAACUAUCUGGACGUAGUGUCGUCAUAUAUUAGACACGAACAGCUAUAGUCUAAACUGUGUUGAAGUCUUUUCUGGCCUUUUUAUUGGCUAAGUGGUGGGUCUCGUUAAACAAAUAUUUCUUUCCUGGGGCCUAAUUCUCUUAGGCUCUGCUAGACAACAAAGCAUCCUCUUUGCAAGUGUUUUUCAUUGCACUGCGAUAUCGCAAAGUUGCGAGAGUUUAGUGAAUUAGGAUCCUGGACUUUUGUUAGCGCAGUGGUAGACAUUAGGUUCAGAUCUCAUUUGGAAAAACCCAUAAGAUGUGCAAAGUGCCAGAGGUGGGGUCAUUCUGCCAAGAGCUACAGAUCAACCAGGGAUACCCCAUCUGCUUCCAGUGUGGGGCUAGUCAACCCAAGAGAUACCCUGACAGUCCGUGCACGAGAGAAAUCUUCUGCGCGAACUGUCGGGGCCCUCAUUUCACACACUCCAAGGAGUGCCCGGAGCACAUCAAGGCUGUGAAAAUCUUGGCCGAUAAAAAUACUGAAGACCACUAUCAGGGAUGGGAUACCAGAGUUCCUACUGCACCCCAGCUCUAUUCGCUCUGCUUCCCCCUUUGGUUUCUCAACCCCCCCCCCCCCCCCCCCCACCCACCCAGACCCCCAACUCAGGAUUUACCCUUUAGAAAUCAAGAGGGACCAAACUACAGCAGUAAUCCUAAUAAUCAAUCAACACGCUCGAAUUUGUGAGAGUUAUUUCAGGCCUUAUUUUCGAUGGAGCAUUCAAAAUUACCCCCCAAACAAAAUAUUCUAUCCCCGACAUAGAGGGGGCCACCAGGGCUGCUUGUCAAAUGUUUGACAGGCACUUGGCUGUCAAGAUAGAAGCAGGGUCGGUCCAAUCUAGAACUAUUAACUGGUAUAGGGAGCGUAAUUUGGUUGAUCUGUUGGACGAUGUUAACAACACGGUUAUCUAAAUUACCUAACAUUAUAGAACUCUAACUAGUAUUGUCUCGUCCCCCAUUAUGAAUACAAGACAUAAACGUUCAUUUAAUAAUAAUUCCAAUCUCUAAAAAUGCCUUUUAGCCGGAACUACUUUAUGAAUUAUGUCAACAAAGGAAUCCCCGAGGAAUUUCCUUGAGAUUCUAUUUUUAGACAUCAAACAGUAAUCGUCUGCUGUCAAACUUCCAAGUGUCAGCGUUAGACAUCGUAACAUGUCAGAUGCUCCUAUACAAUUUUUUGGAGAUUUUAAUUUAAACACGUUAAAUCUCACGAAUGCUGGUGUCGCACCACUUGAAGUCACACACACGCCAAAACCAUCCUGUGUUGUCGCCACUUCCACAAUUACAAGGCCAUUAAACACAGAAACUCGUGACACACCUGUUUCCACCAUUUCCGGAAACAUUGAAACCACUUUCUCCAUGUCAUCUAUCAACACAUGGAAUUUUCACGCACUCAAAAUUUUAUAACUGUAAUUUCAACGUCGUAAUGGGUAAAACUGGACAGUAAUCAAAAAAUGGCGGCCAUGCACAGUUCGUAGUUAAAUAUUCAAACACCAACCGCUUCACAUAUAAAUUAUACCAUACAAAAUAGGUCGCUUCAGACAUUUUUAUUACAGGUUAAAAGUUAUUGAAAUUACUUACGUUAUAUGUUUAU
Messenger RNA from Gigantopelta aegis, 2997 nucleotides. RefSeq names its product lymphotoxin-alpha-like. NCBI's taxonomy places the organism in Eukaryota, Metazoa, Mollusca, Gastropoda, Neomphalida, Peltospiridae. The record is from RefSeq and is a predicted model, not a curated record. Gene Ontology annotation, cellular component: membrane. Gene Ontology annotation, molecular function: tumor necrosis factor receptor binding. Gene Ontology annotation, biological process: immune response. The coding region runs from base 88 to 522 and encodes 144 amino acids. The transcript is spliced from 3 exons.